Messenger RNA from Lolium rigidum, 2242 nucleotides. Its product is annotated as pentatricopeptide repeat-containing protein At1g02150-like. Lineage: Eukaryota; Viridiplantae; Streptophyta; Magnoliopsida; Poales; Poaceae. The record is from RefSeq and is a predicted model, not a curated record. The transcript is spliced from 3 exons. Gene Ontology annotation, cellular component: mitochondrion. Gene Ontology annotation, molecular function: protein binding. Bases 1 to 1530 code for a protein of 509 amino acids.
AUGCUGCUCCACCUCCUCACUCCCUCCUCCGCGGCCCCGGCCCGGCCAUCUCCGCGGCGGCCGUGCGCCGCGGCUGCGUUCACGGUGCGGUGCGCGUCCUCCUCGGCCGCUUCGCCGUCGUCGUCGUCGUCGGCGGCGGUCGCGGCGGCUGGGCAGCAGGUGGCGAAUGUGCACAGCUACGGGACGGUGGACUUCGAGCGGCGGCCGGCGCUGCGGUGGAGCAGCCUGUACCGGCGUUUGGCAGUGGGAAACGGCGGCCGUCCGGUGGGGCGGAUUCUCGCGGACUGGGACGAGGGCGAGCGCCGUCUUGACAAGUGGGAGCUCUGCCGCAUCGCCAAGGAGCUCCGCAAGUUCCGCCGGUUCAACCUCGCGCUCCAGGUAUAUGAUUGGAUGACUGAGCGCAGGGAUAGAUUUCCGCUAUCAGCGAGUGAUAUGGCAAUCCAGUUGGAUCUGGUUGCAAAAGUACGUGGUGUUCCAGAUGCUGAAGAAUAUUUCGAAAAACUUCCUGAUCCUCUGAAGGACAAGCGAACAUAUGGGUCUCUUCUCAAUGUUUAUGCCCAAGCUAAGAUGAAAGAGAAAACAGAAAACACAUUUGAGCUGAUGAGGAAAAAGGGAUUUGCAACUGACACAUUACCUUUUAAUGUAUUGAUGAAUUUUUAUGUGGAUAUUGAAGAGCCUGAAAAGGCGUCUACAGUUACUGAUGAGAUGAAGAAAAGAAAUGUAGCUUUUGAUGUCUGCACUUACAAUAUUUGGAUAAGGAGUUGUGCAGCUAUGAAAGAUGCCGAUGGAAUGGAACGAGUCUUUAACGAGAUGAUUGCUGAUGAGUCUGUUGUUUCCAAUUGGACUACUUAUACCACACUUGCUAGCAUGCAUAUUAAGUUUGAGAACUUUGAGAAGGCAGAAGAAUGCCUGAAAGAAGCUGAAAAGAGAACAACAGGUAGGGAUAAGAAAUGUUUCCAUUUUCUCAUCACACUCUAUAGCCACCUCCAAAAGAAGGAAGAAGUAUAUCGCAUUUGGAAUCGGUAUAAAGCAACUUUCCACACAAUUCACAACCUAGGUUACCAAGAGGUACUGUCUGCCCUUGUUAGGCUAGGGGAUAUUGAGGGAGCUGAACUUCUGUACGAAGAAUGGGCGUCCAAAAGUUCGAGUUAUGAUCCCAAGACUAUGAACAUUUUAUUGGCAUGGUACUCUAGAGAAGGUUUUGUUGUCAAGGCGGAGCAAACUCUCAACAGAUUUGUUGAGAAAGGUGGGAACCCCAAACCAAACACCUGGGAAAUCCUUGCCACAGCAUACCUGAAGAAUAAUCAACUAUCUGAAGCUCUUUCAUCUAUGGAGAAAGCCGCGGCAGUUACUAGUGCAAGUAAAUGGAGACCAAGACUAACCAAUGUUGAGACUCUCCUGUCAUAUUUCAAGGAUAAGAAUGACACAGAGAGUGCAAACAGGUUAAUGAGUGUACUUGAAAGUAGAGGGUGUGCUGAGAAUGAAGAGUACAAGUCUCUGAUUAACACCUAUGCUUUUGCUGCCGCAUGAUGGUGAACCAACAAUAUGAUCAGUGAAAGGUCCCUGAACAUUUGUAUCACUUGCUUGUAACCUAAAUCUCAUGAUAACCCUUGUAGCUGCGAAUUCAUGUGGUACAGUUCUGUGAGCAGCUAGGCACAUUUCGUGAGCUGUUUCCUGACAAAAUUGGACAGUGAGAUUUUGAAGCAACGACAGCGGGAGGUGGAACAGCUCGGACAAUCGGCGAGGACCACCUGGAAUUUUCUCUUGCCAAUGGAUAUCUAAAUCAGUUUAUCUGAUUACGGAUUGCUCCCAAUAAUGUGAAUUUUUAAAAGGAUGUGCGGGGUCGCUGGAGUCUGGAGGGACUGCAUGAAGGUGGGUGGUCGCAUCGAAGUUCAGAUCAGGAUACAGCACGCACUAAACUAAUGGUCAGAUUCGUUCACAGCUAGGUGACGAGCGAGCAGUGAGCUCAAAAGCCGAAGCUAAAGGAGGGCCAUCUUUCGCUUUACUGAAACGUCACCGACCAUUUCGUUGCUGAACGAAACUUCAGUUUCAGAUUUUCGAGUUGGAGUAAUGAAUCCCGUCGUGGACAACGUGAUCGAGACGUCCUUUUGGCGAUUGCCUAGUAUACAAAAUUGUGGCCGACUGACCACUAUCUAAGCAGACGUGAUCAGCAUUCUCAUCUCAGGAAUUUGGGAAGAGAGAUUAGCUGUGAUUUGUGAAUAUGUGGUUCCACGACCGGCAA